UUCGCUCGUCCCCCGGCCUGCCAGCUCGCCGAGUCUCGCGAUGCUUUAGGCCGCAGCUCCCGCUGCGGGUGGCUCCGCUGUUGCUGUGGUUGCCUUAGUUGCUGCGGCGGCGGCGGCGCCGGUGGAGGUGUCGGCCCCCGGGCGGAUGUUGACAUUGUGUGUUUUUACGGCUUGACGGUAAUGGCGGCGGCGGUGACGGCCGGGACUCUGUCUGCCCUGCUGUAGGCCCCCCUCCAGAGAGCCAGCGAGGCAGCAGAGCGAGCAGAGCGGCCCCUGAGCGCCGGCCGGCCCCACUCUCCCGUCCCUCUUCCGCCGCGCUCUCACCCCAGCCCCGGGACUCCAGCCCCCCGCGGGCCGGGCCGGGGCCGGGGAGCGCCUGCGAGGCCUCAGCAUGGCGGAUUUCGACGAGAUCUACGAGGAGGAGGAGGACGAGGAACGGGCCCUGGAGGAGCAGCUGCUCAAGUACUCGCCGGACCCCGUAGUGGUGCGCGGCUCCGGGCACGUCACCGUAUUUGGACUGAGCAACAAAUUUGAAUCAGAAUUCCCCUCAUCACUAACUGGAAAAGUAGCACCCGAAGAAUUUAAAGCCAGCAUCAACCGAGUUAACAGUUGUCUAAAGAAGAACCUUCCAGUUAAUGUCCGUUGGCUACUUUGUGGCUGCCUUUGUUGCUGCUGUACGUUAGGUUGCAGUAUGUGGCCAGUUAUUUGUCUCAGUAAAAGAACACGAAGAUCGAUUGAGAAGUUAUUAGAAUGGGAAAACAAUAGGUUAUACCACAAGUUGUGCUUGCAUUGGAGACUGAGCAAAAGGAAAUGUGAAACGAAUAACAUGAUGGAAUAUGUCAUCCUCAUAGAAUUUUUACCAAAGACACCGAUUUUUCGACCAGAUUAGCAUUUGCUUUAUUUAUAGAGACUUAUCCAAGUAUGUUGUCUUUCCAAUGGUGCCUUGCUUGGUGCUCUCCUGGUGGUGACAUAGCAUUGGUUCUACAGAAUCUUGUGGUGUUUUUUUUUUUUUGUUUUUUUUUUUUAAUAACCGCAUGUUCUAAGUGUGUAUUUUUUGUCAGACUUUGCAAGUUAUUUCAUACAGAUGUUAAACAAUUAAGUUAUUGUGCUUUUUUCUGUUAAUGUAUUCUGAUUUUCAAAGAUUACUUUUUUUGUAUUAUCAAAAAAAAAAUACAUUUGAACAUAGCCUAAAAGUGACCAGGCUUUUUUUAUUUUUAACCCAAGGUUCGUGAUCCCUUCACUGUAAAUUCCUUUAACAUAAACACACUUUCUGUGACUCUUUGUGUAUUAUUCCCAGUGGAUAUUCUUUAUUUUAUAUUUUUUAUUAAUUUAAUCAAGCUAUCCCUUUUGAAAUUGUGAGUUUUCUGUACUAGUCUUUUUGGGAUUUAAGUCCCCAUUCCCCAAAUCCAGCUCCCACUCCUUACCCCUAUUCUGAAUAGACUAUCUGUGUUCUUUCAUGGAUAAAUCAUAUCAAAAUAGUCCAGAAAAUAUUCUACCUUCAAUGUUGUUAAAACAGACAUUGAAUUAUUUUGUCUAGAAUAGGAGAAUUGAUUAAAGGUAUGCAUGCAUCUAAUGGUUAUUAGAGCUCAGGAUCACAGAAAACAUAGUAGCAUCACAACCUACAUAUAUCUUUAUUCAAGGUUAUAUCUUUAAUGAUGGCCUUACUUGGGUUACUUUUUAUUGUUUACCAAAUCUUAUAUGCCAAGGUGCAGAAAUAUUCAUUUUUAUUAAGUAUUUAUCUAAGGAACACAUUUUCCAUGGUAUCCAUCUUCUUUGCAGUUCCAGAUUGGAUAAUCUUAAAAAACAGGCUUGAAAAAUUGAAUAAUGGAGACAAAUAAAGGCCUUUACCAACUCUCCAAAGGAUACUUAAAAUAAGAUAUAUAAGAUUAUAAUGAGAAUUUAAGAUAUGGAGAAGGUAACAGUGUGUGUACGUGCUGGUUCUUUUAAAAUUUUUGGUCCAUUAGAGUAACUUAAUUUUCUGCACAAUUGUUCAAGAAUUUUUUUUUUUUUAAUGGGGAUAUGACCUAGUCUUGAGUCAGUCCAGUUAUAUUCGUUAUUUCAUUUUUUUUCUUUUGGUUGUAUAUACCUUCAUGCAUUUAAAUUUAAAAAAGAAAUUUUCAAUGGUGUAUAUGUAAGUUUUUUGUUCUUUUUAUAAGCCUGGAAUUACACAAAUUUUAAUGUAUGUUAAGAACUUGUUCCAUACAGCUGUGGUAUCGAGCAAUAAUGUGAAUAAUUUUGAAACAUAUAUACUCUGAUUAAUACUUUGUAUUAAGAAGUGGUACCACUACAAAAUACCUUCCUCCUUGUAUUAAAUCUUUUAAAUACCAGUUUCAUUAAUUUAUACAUCUGUAUUUUUUAAGUGUUUUGUGUAUUUCUCCAUAGUACUGUAUUCUCUAAAAUGGUUGGAUGUCAUCUUAUAUUUGACAUCAUGAAUUGUCUGAAUGAAUAGUUUAUCAUUUUUUUUUCUGAUAUUUUUCUUGGUGCCCGAAAUUAUAGUUAACAAUUUAAAAAGAAUAAUUACCUUUCUUCUGAAGAGCUCAAAUUGCAGAGUCCAAUCACAUGUUUCACCUCACUUAGCUUGUAUCUAGGGUAUGUUUUGCUGCCCUUUGAAUAGUGCAAUUAAAAUGUUAUGCUAUUCAAAACAACACUGUAAUAUUCCUUAUUGGGUUUAGUGGAAAAGAAUAUAUUGUAUGGAGAAGAUUUAUCUGCUAUAGGAUGUAAAACCAGAGGAAAGGUAGGCUGCUUGUAUAGAGUUAGAUGAUGCAGUAGAAUGCAUCAUCUCUAAAUGUGGCGUUUUAUCUUAUAUGUGUAGCUAUGUCUCCUUGGCUUCCUUAGUGAAAAGAGCUGAACUUGAUUAGAAGGAUAUAUAUUUUUUCUUCCUACCUUAAUCUUUCUUUUUAUCAGGCUUCAAAAAGAUGUGUAAGGUCUUUUGAAAGUAUUUUUUUUUAAUAGAGUCUCAAGAGAAUAUGAAACUUACUAUGAAUGGUAGUGUUAAGUAUAGUGUCCUUUUUAAGCCUUUCUAAUUCUCCUUUUUAAUUAAAUGGAGAAGUGUGUCAUUUGCUUAAAGAGAUUCUCUGGGAAUGUGCACUCUUAGACUUUCAAUGUGUAUCUGGAAAAGAACCAUGAAUGCUUAAUAUGCCGGCACUACCAUGAGCCAAUUAUGCCUUGAACAGUUAGGUUUUCGUGCUUUGGUUUUCAUUAGUGUCCCCCAGUGUAAGUGUAACUGGGUUAUUCUUUUUUCCUUUUCUUUUUUCUUUUUUCUUUUUUUUUUUUUUAUGCAGACUAUGAAUUUGAGUGGCCAUGUUACUGAAAAUGUCAAAGAUGCCUUUAUAUGUAGGCUGAUCUGAAGGAAAUACUCAAAAUUGUAAUUAUUCUAUAGCUUCCAUGAGUUCUGAGCCAUAUUAUCAUUUUUAUACUGGCAAAGUGGGGUACUUGUAAAACCCUUAGUGAAUGUGUAGAAUCUUACAUAAGCUUAGUGAAUAAUUUGCAUAUCAUUUGUGGUUUUGGAAAUUCACCAUUCUUGUAUAGAGAGAAACAUUUGGUGGUAUUUAAAUGUAGAAUGGAACCAUGUUACUAUAUGGUUUGUUGUUCUAUUGAUUUAGAUAUUAUGUUGGUAAAAUUAUGUCCCUGGAAACUUAACUAUGCAAUAUGACUCACUUAUUAGUGAAACCCAUAGCCAGUCUGACAUGAUAUAGAUGGUUAAGACAAGUGUCAGUUUUUCAUUCAAAAUUUAUACUCUUAAAUUACUUAGUCUAUAUAGAAAAUAGUCGCUGUAUGAAUGUGUUCGCACUCUAGGAAAACUAGUAGUAUCUGCUACUUUUAAGCAGAACUUACGUUUAUAUCAUAAAAUAGUGAUACCUUCAAAGCCAGUGCGGCAGUAACCAAAGGCUUCUUCUUUUCAUUAGCUUCCCACUAAAGAAUGGUUCAGGAAGAACCAAAAGGUGAUUUAAGGUAUCUUGUUCCUAGUGUCAUUGAGUUUUUCAGCUUGUUUCUUUAAACAUAACGGGUCAGUCCCAUUAUAUGUUGUUGGUUUUCAGGAGCAUAAUAGGGUAUCUUUAGGCAGUUUGUUUUUGGUGCCUUUCCCACCUUCAUUUCUGUACUCCUUUCUUGUCCAGAACAAUCUUUCCUCCUUUAACCCUGGAUAUCUAGACCUUUUAUGCUCUAUUUCCUUUAAGCCUGCCUUCCUUUCCUUUUCCCCUUCCUCUUUUCCUUCCCCUUCCAUUUCCCCUUCUUUCUUUUUUCUUUCUUUUCCUUUUUCCUUCCCUUUCCUUAUCUCCUUCCCUUUCCUCUUCUUUUUUUAUUUCCCCUUUCCUUUUCUCCUUCCCCUUCCUUCCUCUCCUUCCCUUUCUUUUUUCCCAAGUUAUCUUUUCUUUCUUUUCUGUUUUUGUAAAGGAAAACUCAAAAUUUCCUGCUUUCAUUAUUGAAUGUUACUCUGAUUAUUGCAGAGAAGAGGGAGAAUCACAGAUAGAUUCAGCCUUCUCUGUGGAUAUUUGCAUUUUUAAAAGAAGAGCUUAAUAACCCAAGUGACCUGCUUAUUUAUUUGUAUGAAUAAGAGGAUAUCACUCUAGCCUCAUCUCUGUUGCCACCAACAGUAGCUCCAAGAUUAACCUUGCAAGCCCUCAUGGUCUAGCACUAGGUUCAAAGCAUGUACUAGGUCUUUAUUUUGUACAUAAAUAGAACCUAGUGUUCUCUUCUUUGCUAAGAUUGCUGCUACUUUCUGACCCCAAAGCUGUUGGUAACCUUUUAAUUAUUUCACAUUCCCCUUCAAAGCUGUUUCCUUUUGAACAAUACAUUUGUUCUCACAAAGAAAACAUCAAAAAAAUCCUUCCAUAGGAAACAAAGGAAAAAGGGCAAAAUGGAACUGUGGCACUCCAAUCCUUUUGCUCUGUUUUAUGGUAAGAGGCAUAGUUGAUAUCUCAGUAGGUUUUAGGGAGGAGAGGUUGAAAAAGAAGGCCUAGCUAAAGUACGAAAAUAGAGAAGUUUCCCCCUUUCCCGCAUCAGAACUGUUUCCUUUAAUUUGUUCUUCUCCCAUUUUCUGUCACCAAGUAUUUUGUUAAAAGUUUAAUAAGGUUCCUCUAUUAUAAUAUUUUGAGUCUGGAUAUUUUUAUAAAGAUAAAUUGAGCUUACCAACUUUUUAUUGUUUCUGUUUUCCAACUCUCCAUAUUCUUCAUGUCUAUAUAGUGUGAUGUGGGGUGGUUCAACCAUAUAUCCUGAAGAAGUUUUAAGAGUUGCUAAUGUAUCCUCUUUCUAGAAUGUAGAAAGGUAUUAUAUUUGGUUUAGAAUGUUAUUAGUCAGAAGUUUCAAAAUUUUCUUAGUCAUAGAGGAAUAGAUUUUUGCAAAGUAGAAAAUUUAAAUCAACACAGAUGGUUUUUAGGCUAAACCAAAUGCUGAAAUUCCCUUGACGUAUUUUUUUCUGCUAACUUUGUGUGAGACCAGAUUAUUUUGUCUCACUUUCUUCCAUCUACAAAACAAAGAUAUGAUUACCUACCUCAUAGAAUUAUUUGAUCCAUUAUUUUGUAGUUGUUAAAAAUUUGUAUGAAAGUAAGUAUCUAGUUGGUUUCUAAGAAUAGUGUUUGAGUAGUAGUAGUAGUAGUAGACUUUUUAUAUUUGCCAUGUUAACACAAACCUUAGUGAAUAAACUAGUAGUUAAGGUUUCAAGUUUACAUCUGCAUUUUCAGAAUUGGGAAUACUUGCUGUAUGUGGCUGGAAUAUUGUUUUGUUAUAGGAAAUUAUGUGUAGUACUUUAGGUCCUUGAUUUCUAUAAAUGUAUAAGCCUAGAAUAGCUGAAGGGAGAAUUGGACUUAGAGAAUCUAUGAAUCUGGACACCAGCAGUAUGUGAGCAAGUUUUUUAAUUUCAGGUCUUCAGUUUCUUCAUCAAUAAAGUAAAAAGGUUGGGCCUUCUGCUCUCCCUAGGGUCUCUUACCCUUACCGUUCUUUGACUUCUGAUACAAGAUUCCUUUGUGUCAUAGUACAUCUACUUAAAAAUAAAAUGCUUUGAAAUUCAACACAUAUUAGUUUUCUAAUUAUAAGUAUAUCAUUUAAUCUCCUAGAUAUCCUCAGUUUCCUUAUCUGAAAUAUUUGUACUAUUUGUUUCAGAGGAUUGCUAUGAGGAAACUUCUUUUUCCUUAAAAUACUAUGUGUGAGUUGCUGUUAUUGUUAUUUUGAGUAUAGUAUUUCUUAAGCAUAUAUUUAUUGAUUAACUAGAGCAAGAGACUUUAUGGAAAAUAUGAUUUAUUUCUUGCCUAGGAACAAACAAACAAACAAAAAGUUAGUAUGCAAUAGAAAGAGAGCAGUUCAAUCUACUCUCAUUUGUUGAAUUUUAAUGUAUUCUUGAAAACUGCAUUUCCCCUAACUCUUAAAAAAAAAAUUCCUGUCCCCAUUUAAUUUUUUUUACGGUAGCUUAAUUAUUUCAAACAUUAGGUCUAAAGUCUGGUAUGAAAGUCUGAGAGGUUUUUAUACUUUUUCACGGAAGAAACUUAGACUUCAGGUUGAAGAUUCCCAUUUCUAAAUUACAUUCUGUUUAAUCAGGCAAUUUCAACUAUCUCGUUAACAUCUUUAUGAACUUUUUAGAAAUUGGGGGGGUUUUGCUUUUGUUUUUAUGAACUAUAGGCAUUAAAUUUCCUUUACAGUUUCUCCUUAAUUUUAAAAAUUCUUUCAAAAUUAAUUAGCAUUAGAAAAUAUACUAAUAGUGGUUUUUGAAACAAGAUGCUCAUAAUAACCAGAUUGGGGAAAUAGUUAUAUUGUCAUGUAAUGGUUCUUUAAAAGGUUGAAGGCUAUGCCAUGGUCAGUGGCUGUAGACAGAUUUAUGUCAUUAUAUAUAUCACAAAAGAAAUUUUAAAAGUUUGAUUUAGAAUAGGGAUUUUUGUCCACCAAGUUGCUCUUUGAGAUGCUUAUGGUUAGUGUAUCAAAUAAAGCAUGUUUUAUUUGUCUUGUUAAAUGUAAUGCUCUUAAACUUAGCUUAACAACAAUUGCUGGGUAAAAGAUUUCAGGAAUUUGUGAAUAUUUACAAAUAAAACUCUUUGGGGGUUGUUUGCAAACAAAAACACUUACCUGUUCAGAAAUUAUUGAUGACCCAUGAGAAAUUAAAUGAAGAGCUGGUGCUCUGUUUCAUACUGCCAUCAAAGAAUGUAAAGUCAGGCUUUGUGCAGGAUUCUUCCAGACAAAUGCGUAUUCCAUGUGGGCCACUGUUCUGCUAAAUGCUCUCAGUUCUCCUUUUGCAAUCAAGAUUAUGUUGCUAAGGAGAUUUUGCUUUUAUUGGUGCCAUUGAUUUGUGUUAAUACGUUUUGAAUACCUCUUGGUAUUCUUCCUUAGACAAGGCCAAAAGAAAAACUUCCCCGAGUUUCCCAAUUUACAUCACAAAUGGAGCGGUGGUGUAAUGAAGCCGAUAUAAAGUGGGCAGUUGAAAGGGAACUAAAGAAGGGCACUCAAGUGAGAAAUGAAGAAAUGUGCCGAGUGCAGGCUGUGGCUGCCUUCGUCCAGCUGCAGGAACUGGCUCCAGCCUGAGGCCGGGGGAGAGGGAGCGCCUCCCUCCCGAAAGACCACCCACUUUCUGUGGCCUUGCUUGGCACUCCACGGAUUACCUCAUUGACGAAGAUGGGGCCAUCACAAAGCCAGAAGAAAUGGUUCUUAGCCCUGGAGCUCCUUGACUUGUUUCACCCAGAGCAUGGCUGAGACCACACUUUGGAUUCUAGGUGAUCUCCAAGUAGUUGAAGGGGGGAACCCCAAGGAUGAGGGACCAGGCCCUGAACGUCGAGGUCGGUGCGUCUCCGAAGGAGACAACCGGGUUUGGCUACCUGCUCCUUUUUCCGGUGGCGCUCUCCCCCAUUAGCAUUGUGAGUGGAUCCUGAGCCUAAGAAAGGGAUUUGAUCUGACUUAUUAAUUGGCUUGCUUGCAAUUUAGUAAGUGCUGUGCGGAAGAGCAUCUAGUUAGAAGAGCUGAGCCCUUCACGUUCUUAACCCCUUUAGGAGCUCCCAUUCAGAGAUGACAACGUUCCAGAGAGGGACACGGUCACAUGGACGCUAUUGAUGUUAUACACUGAUAGCACUAAGAUUUCGGGCUGUUGCUUUUAUUUUUUUGAAAGUUACUUAGGCUUAACAAGUUCUGUGGGGAAAGUAAUUUCUAGAUGAGGUUUAAAGGAAAUUCAGAAUUUGACACAACAUGGAGAGUCUCAGUUUAUAAAAUACAACUGCAUAUGUGUAAUAAGCUUGUAUGAAAAAAACUUUCUAAAGAAAUAAAAUUAGGUGGCGAAUUGAUUCAGCAAAAUAAUUAUAAAUUUAAAUUCUAAGUGUUUUAACACUGAACUGAACAAGAAAUACAUUCUCCAAAGGCAUUCUGAGGUCAUUGGGAAGCACGUAAUUUAUGGGAAGUGUGAUUUGGGAAAGAAAGGUCUUGCUUUCUUCAGUCAACAGUAUCUUUUCGAAAGACUUUCAAAGAACGAGAAAACCCAAAGUUUGAAAUCAAUAGAAAUCAACUAUUCUGUUUUCAGUGGUGAAAAUCCAAAGCUGUUUAGGCAGUAAAGAUCUUGGUGUAAUUCUCCUUAAGUUCAUAACUGAUUUGGGUGUUUUUUGACAAAUACUGGUCUGGUUUCAGAAACACUUUCAGUGAAUGAAUUUCAGUUUCACAGAAGAGUGACAUUAAAAAUGAUGGAAAUUUUUAUUUUAAAACUUCACUCUUCUACCCACAUUAACUUUGGUUUUCCACAGUGUCCCCAGACAUUAAAAUUAAUGAGGAAAAAAAUACAUUAACGUUUCUUCCAUAUUGGAAUUCACUUAAGCGGAACUGGAACUUAAAACUUAUUGCUUAAUAAGGUAAUAUGAGACUGUGGUUCAUGUCCUGUGUAUUAAGAAUGAAUAUAAAGUUUAAAAAUCUGAUCACUAAUGCGUUUUGUUUUUAGCUUUUGGCAGAUAUAUAUCUGGUAACACUAGAGAAAUUACUAUCAACUAAGAAAAGAAAUAGUGUCUUUUUCAGCCAUCCCAUGUUUGUUAUACUGAAAUGCCAGGUGCAAUCCUUGGACUCUUGUCUGGAUGAUGAGUGAUAUCAAUAAAGAGAAACUUUGGAAUAUUUGUGAAUAAAGCAUGACAUCACGAAGAGAGAUAUUUCAGAAUAAAGUAACUACUUUGCA
Molecule: messenger RNA, 9121 nt
Organism: Antechinus flavipes (yellow-footed antechinus)
Lineage: Eukaryota; Metazoa; Chordata; Mammalia; Dasyuromorphia; Dasyuridae
Gene: CHIC2
Product: cysteine rich hydrophobic domain 2
Exons: 7
Coding region: 392-889 (165 amino acids)
Source: RefSeq, a predicted model, not a curated record